GAUAUAACACGGAAAGAAGAUGAAUGAAGGGAGCUGUGGUUCAUUGUUUUAGUUAAAUUCAAUACAUUUUUAUAUAUAAGCACGCUAUUGGCCGCAAAUAUCACAUAUACAAAUAAAUUCAUGUCGCUGCCUAUCUGUAGUUCCGGUAUUAUUUUUCUUUUCAAUUCUGGAAAGUAACUAUGAUAUUUUUGUUGGAUCACAUGUGAUUUGGUUAGAAUUUCGACAAAGUGAAUUUUGAUUUACAUACAUAAAAUAUUAUCGUUAUUAUUUAGUAAUCGAGAACAAAAUGAAAACUACAGAUUACAGACCUCGUAAGCGAGUGCGAAUUAGUAAAAAAAAGUUAGCAAAAUAUAAUAAGGGUGAGGGAAUUGAUUUAAAGGAAAACUCAACUAGGAUAAAAAAUGAGGUGAUAAGACAGAAAUUAAAAAAGAAAGAAGUUGUCUUUAAUAAGACAGUGAAAGAUACUGCCCGCACUGAGUUACUUUUGACAGGAGAUUACGGUUGUUUGGAGGCUGAUUGUGGAGAAGUAACAAUACAAUAUAAACAAAAACAAAUUGUAGACAAUGUAGACAUAACUGCUGCAGCUAAACGCUUUACAUUAAAUCUGGAAUUUGGACCAUAUUACAUAAAUUAUACAAGAAAUGGUAGGCACUUAGUAUUAGGUGGAAGAAAAGGACAUGUGGCAGCUUUAGACUGGGUCACAAAAAAAUUAGCCUGUGAAAUAAAUGUAAUGGAAUCGAUCCAUGAUGUGUCAUGGCUUCAUAUAGAAACAAUGUUUGCUGUAGCGCAAAAAGACUGGGUCUUUAUAUAUGACAAUCAAGGAAUUGAACUCCACUGUUUAAAACCAAUGUAUAAAGUUACUAAGUUAGAAUUUUUACCUUAUCAUUUCUUGCUUGCCAGUGGAUCUAAAGAAGGUUAUUUGGCAUGGUUGGAUGUUUCCAUAGGCAAAUUUGUAAAUUCCUUCUACUCUAAAUUAGGAAAAAUUGCAGUAAUGACACAAAAUCCUAGUAAUGCUGUGCUGUGUGUAGGCGAUACAAAAGGAGUGGUUUCCAUGUGGUCUCCAAACAGUAAGGAUCCUUUGGCAAAAAUGUUGUGCCAUACUCAAACAGUAGCUGCCUGUGCAGUUCAUCCUUAUGGAACUUAUAUGGCAACUAGUUGUCUAGAUAGAUCCGUGAAAAUAUGGGACAUCAGACAAUUAGCAGGUCCCAUGCAUAGUUAUUAUGUACGCGCUCCUGUUCAACAUCUGUCUUACAGUCAAACUGGCCAAUUAGCAAUGGCAAUGGGAAAUGUUGUGGAAGUUUAUCGGUCAUCAACCGAUGAAAUGAAACCUUACAUGCGUCAUAGAGCUGAUUGGACUGUAACAAGCAUGCAGUUUUGUCCAUAUGAAGAUAUUUUAGGUAUUGGUUCUACAAGAGAAGUAUCUUCUCUUUUAAUACCUGGAAGCGGAGAACCUAACUUUGAUGGUCUUGAAAGUAAUCCAUUCCAAACAAAGUCUCAGAGACGUGAAGCUGAAGUAAAAGCUUUAUUAGAUAAGAUUCAAUCGGAACUAAUAUGUUUGGAUCCAGUUGCUAUAGCAGAAGUAGAUACACCUACUUUUAAAAAUAAAAUAGAAGCUACAAAGGAUAUUUUGUAUGUCAAACCAAAGAACAUUGACUUCAAACCUCGCAGAACGAAAGCUAAAGGAAAAGGAGGAACAGCUAAAGUCAUUAAGACUAAGAAGAUUUUGAAGGAACUAAGUCGAAAGGAAACUAUUGAUAUGCUUCGUCAAACAGAUACAAGUCGGUCAGAUACAAGAAAAACAGAACCUCAAAAGAAUUACGGGAUAUUAAAUAGAUUUUUACCAAAAUCUAAUAAAAAAGCAACUAGAUAAAAUACGAUGUUCGAUUUUAUAUCUUUUCUUAUUUAAACUUUACUAUAUAUUUAACUGUAACAUUCAUUGUAUACGUAACUGAUGGUAUUGUAAAUAUAGAUUGUUAUACAUAAA
This is a messenger RNA of Frieseomelitta varia, 1984 nucleotides long. Its product is annotated as WD repeat-containing protein 46. Gene Ontology annotation, molecular function: protein binding. Gene Ontology annotation, biological process: maturation of SSU-rRNA from tricistronic rRNA transcript (SSU-rRNA, 5.8S rRNA, LSU-rRNA). The record is from RefSeq and is a predicted model, not a curated record. NCBI's taxonomy places the organism in Eukaryota, Metazoa, Arthropoda, Insecta, Hymenoptera, Apidae. The coding region runs from base 287 to 1870 and encodes 527 amino acids. Gene Ontology annotation, cellular component: small-subunit processome; 90S preribosome; nucleolus. The transcript has 6 exons.